Molecule: messenger RNA, 3382 nt
Organism: Didymella exigua CBS 183.55
Lineage: Eukaryota; Fungi; Ascomycota; Dothideomycetes; Pleosporales; Didymellaceae
Product: DNA mismatch repair protein muts
Exons: 5
Coding region: 272-3298 (1008 amino acids)
Biological process (GO): mismatch repair
Cellular component (GO): nucleus
Molecular function (GO): ATP-dependent DNA damage sensor activity; mismatched DNA binding; ATP binding
Source: RefSeq, a predicted model, not a curated record
CAGGAUAAGCACAAAUUUCCUUAUGAGUUGCUACGCUUGUAUUACGUACCCUUUGCGGUGCGGAGAAUGAGGUCAUUUUUCAUAGGAGCGAAAUUCUGCGCCAUUGUUGCUGUAUGAUGUGAGAUUGAACAAUGAGCAGCCUCGGAAUUCUAUGAUGAUGGGAGUAGCUUCCGACGAACCCCGCGCGCACCGUGAAGGCCACUAAGCCGCAUGCAGACGCGACAGCUCAGACGCGCCUUCCUCUCUCUAGCAACGAAGUCAAUCCGAGAUCAUGCUUCUUAUGCAUGUUCACCUCCCGACGCGUCUGAGACCGAUAACAUCACCAAAGCAUCUCUUCUUCGCUUCUCGAGCCCACGUCAAAGCCGCCAGAAGCUCCUUCUCGAGCUUGACGCGACCUUGCGCGAAACCACGUGCAGCGCGGUUCGCAGGCGCAACAUGGACCGGAUCACUGCAGCUUCGAGGUGCGAAGCGGAAAGCCUCAAUCAAACUUGAAGAGGUACCUCAGGGUUCCAUUGGAUCUGAAGCGCUACCGCCCCAGGAUGAUGCCGAGCCAGAUUACCCACCAUUGCUGCAGCAAGUGCGCAACACUAUGCUCAAAUUCAGUCACUGUGUCGUAGUGACCAGAGUUGGCGGCUUCUACGAGCUUUACUUCGAACAGGCUGACGAGUACGCACCGCUCUUAAACCUGAAGAAGGCAAAGCGAAAAGCAUCCAAGGGUAGCAAAAGACCUGCUGUGUCAAUGGCCGGCUUCCCUGCAUACCAGCUGGACCGCUACCUUAAGAUACUUGUCCAGGAUCUGAACAAGCAUGUUGCCAUCUGUGACGAGUUCGUCAACGACGCACCCAAUCGAGCGAAGGGCGAGCUUCAGUAUAUUCGACGAGUGGCUCGCAUCAUCACGCCUGGUACUUUGAUCGAUGAGCAUUUCAUGGAUCCCUGGGAGAACAACUAUCUCCUCAGCAUCCACGUUGACCCUAAGAUGCUCGAAAAGGACAAGGCUGUUGCAAAAAGUCCUGGGAGCUCCAACGUGGCUUCUGUGCUCAAUCUGCCUCGUACGGAGGUUGGGCUUGCUUGGAUCGACCUAUCUAGUGGCGAUUUCCUGACGCAAAGCACCGAUAUUGCAUCCUUGCCGACUGCAGUAGCUCGCAUCAAGCCACGGGAGAUCGUGCUCGAUAGCAUUUUCGAAGAAGCUGAGCAUUCACACAUCGUGUCCAUACUGCAAGAAGACGGGCAUAUCAUCACGUUCCAGGAGCCGUCAAAAGAAUUACUCACUGUUGAGGACUGGAUACCCAUGCUCGAGGAUGUCGUUGAUGACUUCGACCCUGCGAACUUCACAACUGGCGAAGUGGCUGCUGGUGGUUCACUUCUGCACUAUGUCAAGCACCAGCUUCUUGGUUCUCGGACACGACUACGAGCGCCAGUCAGACACCAGGCCGAAGAUCACAUGAGCAUCGACAAGAACAGCUUAAGAGCGCUGGAGAUCAGGAGCACAAUCCGAGACGGCACUUACGAAGGGAGUUUACUGCACUCUCUGAAGAGCACAGUCACCAAAAGUGGGACACGCCUGCUAUCGCAACGACUAUCCGCACCGUCCAUGUCGCUUUCCACAAUCAACGACCGGCUUGAUUUGGUCCAAGAGAUGAUCGAAUACCCUCAGCUCAGGCAAGAUAUCAUAGCGUUGCUUGGACAGACCUUCGACUCUCUUCGACUUGUCACAAAGUUUACAUACGGUCGUGGCGAUGCAGAUGACCUGAUGGAGCUUUCGAAAACCAUUGCUACUACUUUCGAAUUGUUCAAUGUCGUUCGUGAGCACACGACUUCGAGGAAUGCCAUCCCAACCGACACCAACGCCGAGACGUCAGAGACCAGACGGAGGCAGUGCAUGUCUGCACUAGAGCGACGCUUCGAUCUUGAAGGUGUGCUCGACCUUUCCAGACGCAUACAGGAUGCUAUCGACGAGGAUGCGCUGUCUGAAUAUCAUCGUGCCGAAGACGAGCAAGCGGAAGAAAUGUCAGAACUCGCACAAGACGUCCUCGGUCGAGAAGCAGGCGAGGAGGACUUGAAGGACAUGCCAAAACGCAUUCAGCCCAAACCUCACGCAAUCACGGGCAGCUAUAAGAGCGCUACAGAUGGACGAGACGACAUCUGGAUUAUGAAACGUAAGGCAAGCACAGCUUUACACCGGUUGCACAAGUCUCUGGAAACCAUGGGCGAUGUGAAAGCACAGCUCGAAGCUAGACUGCGGGAGAAGAUGGAUGUUUCCACCCUGACGCUCAAGUGGACGCCGAACCUUGCGCAUAUUGCUCAUGUGAAGGGAAAAGACAUGUCUCGCAUCGCAGAACACUAUCCGAAGAGCCUCAGUAGCAGCAAGUCGACCCGGUCGUUCCAAGUUCCUGAGUGGACGCUAUUGGGCGCUCAGAUGGACGAGACGCGCUUCCGAAUUCGCAACGAAGAGCAGCGAGUCUUGGGAGAAUUGCGCGAGGGUGUCGUACGCAACCUCGUGAGGCUUCGACGUAACGCCGCUGUGCUUGACGAGCUUGACGUCGCAUGCGCCUUUGCACUGCUUGCCGUGGAGAAGUAUUUCAUCCGACCCAUAAUCACUUCCGGAACAUCGCACAACGUUGUUGGCGGUCGACAUCCGGUUGUCGACAACAGCAGUGGUGACCAAGGACGUAAAUUCACGCCCAACGACUGCAUACUCGACGACAAAGAGCGCAUCUGGCUCAUUACUGGUCCUAACAUGGCGGGCAAGAGCACGUACCUCCGGCAGAACGCCUUGAUCUCGAUACUUGCCCAGACAGGGUCGUAUGUACCAGCCGAGUACGCGGAGAUUGGACUCGUCGAUAAAGUCUUUAGUCGUGUUGGCUCAGCGGACAAUCUCUUCCUCGAUCAAUCAACCUUCAUGGUAGAGAUGCUUGAGACCGCUCAGAUUCUCAAAGAAGCAACUCCACGUUCCUUCGUCAUCAUGGAUGAGGUAGGCCGAGGUACUACACCUGAAGACGGCAUUGCAGUAGGCUUUGCUUGCUUGCAUCAUUUGUACUACUCGAAUCAGUGUCGAACUUUGUUUGCGACCCACUUCCACACUCUUGCCGAUAUGACCAAGGAUUUCAACAAGCUGGCUUGCUACUGUAACGAUGUCCGUGAGGAGGCAGACGGCAAGUUCUCAUAUGUGCAUCGCCUCAGAAGAGGUGUUAACCGUGAGAGUCACGCUCUGAAGGUUGCACGAGUCGCAGGCCUUCCCGAAGAAGCCAUUGCUGUUGCUGCACGAGUUCGCAAGCAGCUAAAGGGUGAUUCGACCUGAUCAGGAGCCGAACGGUCUGUCAAAGACAGGAGAUAGAGCUGCUGCCACGAUAUGAGUCUACACUCCCUCCCUUCUCCGCGCUGU